UGUUUAUUGCUUGUCUAAACUCGCAUCUCAAUCGCCGGCAUAAACAAGCAGAAGAAACUAAAUUAUUUAUCAAAAAUGUCGAACUUUGUGAAUUUGGAUAUCUUUUCGAAUUACCAAAAGUACAUAGACAAUGAGCAGGAACUCAGGGAGAACAUCCGCAUUGUUGUGCGCGAAAUCGAGCAUUUGGCGAAGGAAGCCCAGAUUAAACUGCAGAUUAUACACAGUGAUUUGAGUCAGGUUAGUGACGCCUGUGGUUUGGCCCGUAAACAGAUCGAAGCCUGUGCCGAAAAGUACCAAAAGUUGGCCAACUUGGUGCCAGCUGGACAAUACUAUAGAUACUCAGAUCAUUGGACUUAUAUCACACAGCGUUUGAUCUUUCUCAUUGCCUUGGUUAUUUAUCUGGAGGCGGGUUUUUUGGUUACCCGCGAGACAGUGGCCGAAAUGUUGGGAUUAAAAACCAGUCAGUCUGAGGGUUUCCACUUGGAUGUUGAGGACUAUUUGCUGGGCAUCCUACAAUUGGCCUCGGAACUCUCUAGAUUUGCAACCAAUUCUGUGACCAUGGGCGACUAUGAACGUCCUCUAAAUAUCUCGCACUUUAUUGGAGAUCUUAAUACAGGAUUUCGUCUGUUAAAUCUAAAGAAUGAUGGUUUGAGGAAACGCUUUGAUGCCUUAAAAUAUGAUGUUAAGAAGAUUGAGGAGGUCGUCUACGAUGUUAGUAUACGAGGUCUGUCCAACAAGGAGAAGGAUCAGCAGGAGGAGCAGGCUACUCCUCUUACUGAGUAGUGGACAUCGUACUUAGGCUAACAGACAUUUUUUAAGACCUUAAUUAAACUGAAAGAGUUCCAUUCAAAAAAGCAUUUAUAUUUGGUAAAUAUAUUGAUAUAUAUCUCAUUCAUUGAACAGAAAGCUAUUGCUAUUUUUCAUUGCAUUUUAUAAUGCAUUGUUGGUUUCCGUAAUGAAUAUCCAGUUUGUAAUUGUAAGAUUCAAAUUAGUUGUUAAUUUGUAAGGCAAACUUUUAGUUGACGUUGCAGAUAAUUUGAUUAUAUUACCCAUAAUAAACCUAACUUUUUAGGAACGUGCCUAAUGAGAAUAAACUUUAAGAAGUUGUCAAAGGA
Drosophila eugracilis is the source of this 1115-nucleotide messenger RNA. It is a transcript of the gene trsn, whose product is annotated as translin. The transcript has 5 exons. Gene Ontology annotation, molecular function: sequence-specific DNA binding; single-stranded DNA binding; RNA binding. The coding region runs from base 76 to 783 and encodes 235 amino acids. Gene Ontology annotation, cellular component: cytoplasm; nucleus. Gene Ontology annotation, biological process: RNA metabolic process. The record is from RefSeq and is a predicted model, not a curated record. Lineage: Eukaryota; Metazoa; Arthropoda; Insecta; Diptera; Drosophilidae.